UACAUUCAUAUUCACCCUAUCGGCCUUUCCUCUGCAGUAUUGCCCCCACUCUCUCUCCUCUUUUCUACAAUGUAAUCUGAUUAUAACCGACAUCACAUCAUCAUCCAUCCCUCUUCCCUUCUUUAUUUCCAGUUUCCUCUCUCUUUCUGCGGAAGAACCGCGAAAGAGAACAUACAAUAAACUUUAGUAUACUCCUCCUUUUCCUUCAUUUCUAUCUUUUGAAAAAGUAAAAUCAUGAAGAACACUAAUUUGUUGCAUUUAGAAUCAUAUUUUAGGCAAAUUUAAAUCAUGGGUAUUUCUGGGGUUGUCUUGAAAUUGAUUGAUUGAUUGAAUUUUUUUCUUGAUUUUAAUUCUUGAUUUAAAGAAGAAUAUAUGAUGAGAUUCAUAAAAGAUGGGACAUGUUGGUUGUUGUGAGAAACAAGGGAAAAUGUCUGAAUUGGUAGCGCGCACUGGUAGACAUCAGCAACGCUAUGAAGAUGGCUGUCGCCUUGUUGCUGGGUGUGUCCCUUUUAGAUAUAGAAGUUGCAAUGAGAGUGAUGGAACAGAAUCUGAAAAGAUUGUGGAAGUGCUUAUGAUCAACUCAACUAGUGGCCCAGGUCUUCUCUUUCCUAAGGGUGGCUGGGAGAACGAUGAAACUGUUGAAGAGGCAGCGAGACGUGAAGCAAUAGAAGAGGCUGGCGUCAAAGGCGACCUAUUGGAUUGUAUAGGUUACUACGACUUUAAGAGCAAAACCCUGCAAGAUGAUUUUAGCCCAGAAGGUUUAUGCAAGGCUGCUAUGUUUGCCUUGCUUGUGAAGGAGGAGCUAGAGUAUUGGCCAGAGCAGAGUACUCGACAAAGGAGUUGGUUAACCAUACCUGAAGCAUUAGAUUGUUGCCGGCACCCAUGGAUGCGGCAAGCCCUUGAAGAAGGUUUCAUGAAGUGGCAUGCCACUAGGAUGUCAAGCACGGAGUAAGAGAAUGAUAUUGUUGAAGAGAAAGAAUUAUGUACCCCAAAUCAACCCUUUUCGCCUUCUUUGUUUCUUUCUUUGUUCCCCCAGUUUUGAGUUGAGAGAAGGUGGUAAAUGGUGUGCAUCUCUUAGAUGGUUUUUUAGAUUUCAUUCUUCGACAUGUUUUUCUUUUUUAUAGGCUCAACUGACCUCUUUAACAUGUUUUAAAUUACAGGGAAAAAGCAUUUGAGUUUCUCCCAACUGUUUUUCCAACUUUGUCUUCUGGGUUUCAAAUUCCAUAAUGAAAUUGUACAUUGUGAAAAGGACUACGGAGGUUUUAGACAACUUAUUGUUCUCCUUUAUUUGACUUUA
Spinacia oleracea (spinach) is the source of this 1297-nucleotide messenger RNA. Its product is annotated as nudix hydrolase 16, mitochondrial. The record is from RefSeq and is a predicted model, not a curated record. Gene Ontology annotation, molecular function: pyrophosphatase activity. The transcript is spliced from 4 exons. Lineage: Eukaryota; Viridiplantae; Streptophyta; Magnoliopsida; Caryophyllales; Amaranthaceae. The coding region runs from base 392 to 952 and encodes 186 amino acids. Gene Ontology annotation, cellular component: nucleus; cytoplasm.